Molecule: messenger RNA, 1752 nt
Organism: Octodon degus (degu)
Lineage: Eukaryota; Metazoa; Chordata; Mammalia; Rodentia; Octodontidae
Gene: Lbp
Product: lipopolysaccharide binding protein
Exons: 14
Coding region: 51-1631 (526 amino acids)
Biological process (GO): innate immune response; lipopolysaccharide-mediated signaling pathway; macrophage activation involved in immune response
Molecular function (GO): lipopolysaccharide binding
Source: RefSeq, a predicted model, not a curated record
GAGCCAGCCUAGCCAUGUGAGACAGUCCUGCCACCCACCCAGAGUCCAAGAUGGGUGUCUUGCCUGGACCCCUGCCGUCCCUUCUUCUGGGGCUGCUGCUCACAUCUGCCGCAGCAGUGCUGGGAGCCAAUCCAGGCUUGGUGGCCAGGAUCACUGACAAGGGCCUGUCAUAUGCGGCCCAGGAGGGGCUGGCAGCUCUACGGAGAAAGCUGCAGGAGAUCUCGCUGCCUGAUUUCGAUGGGGACUUCAAGAUAAGCCGCAUUGGCCGUGGGAACUAUGAGUUCCACAGCCUGGACAUCCGCAGCUGGGAGCUACGCAGCUCUGUGCUGAGGCCGCUGCCCAGCCAUGGCCUGAGUCUCUCCAUCUCUGAUGCCGCCGUCCACGUGGAGGGCAGGUGGAAGGUGAAGAUGAACAGAUUCCUGAAACUCCAAGGCUCCUUUGACGUGCAGGUCAUGGGCGUCUCUAUCACUGUCAACCUCGUGUUGGGCAGCGAGUCCUCCGGGAGGCCCACGGUCACUGCCUCCAGCUGCAACAGCUACAUCCAGAAGGUGGAGGUGGACCUAUCUGGGGGCUUGGGGUGGCUGCUGAAACUCUUCCACGACACGAUUGAGUCCAAGUUCCGAAGAAUAUUAGAGAGCAAGAUUUGUGAAAUAGUGGAGAAAUCAGUGGCCUCCGACCUGCAACCUUAUCUCCAAACCCUGCCAGUCACAGCAGGGAUCAACAGCUUCCUGGAUGUUGACUACAGUUUAAUGGAAGCCCCUCGGGCAGCAGCCCAGAUACUGGAUGUGAUGUUUAAGGGUGAAAUUUUCCAUCAUGAUCACCGCUCCCCUGUCGCUCUCCUUCCUCCUGUCCUCAGCCUUCCAGAAGAUCACAGCCAGAUGGUCUACUUCGCCAUCUCCAAUUACGUCUUCAACACUGCCAGCCUGGUUUACUACAAGGCUGGGUACAUGAACUUCUCUGUCACAGAUGACAUGAUUCCAUCUGACUCUCCCUUCCGACUGACCACCAGCUCCUUUCGAGCCUUCGCCCCCCGGAUAGCCAGGCUGUAUCCUAAUAUGAACUUGGAGCUCCAGGGAGGAGUGGUCUCUGCUCCACUCCUGAAACUGAGUCCUGGGAAUCUGUCCGUGACCCCCCAGAUAGAGAUUGAGGGCUUUGUGCUCCUGCCCAACUCUGUCAAGAAACCUGUCUUCCGGCUUGGUGUGGCCGCUAAUGUGUCUGCCACACUGAACUUCAACACCAGCAGGAUCACUGGGAUCUUGGACCCUGGAAAGUUACAAGUGGAACUGAAAGAAUCCAAAGUAGGUGUAUUCAAUGAGGAGCUGAUGGGAGGCUUCCUCAAUUACUUCAUGCUCAACACUGUCUACCCGGAGGUGAAUGGACUUCCUGUUCUUGGGUGCCAACGUCCAGCACAUGAGAGUUUAAGGGCAAGAAAGAAGAGGCCACAGCUGGAUCUGUGCAUUCCAGAUGUACGGCUCAUCCCUGGGGACUCUCAGAGGACAGAGACAAGGACUUCCUUUCUCAGCUCUGGGGGUGAGGUCUGCCUGGCCCCUACCCCACAGGCCUCUGCACCCAGCCCUCUCAGACCCCAGACUUCACACUCUGCUUUAGCAUGGACCGCCUCCCCCAGCUGACCUGUCAGGUCUUUAAGAGAUGCCUAUAUUUUUUUAUUCACUAUCUAAUCUCCAUGUCUAGAGAAGUGCUAUCACUUAGUAGGCCCUCAAUAAAUAUUUAUGGAAUGAUUUGGUGAAGCAA